Molecule: messenger RNA, 3067 nt
Organism: Marchantia polymorpha subsp. ruderalis
Lineage: Eukaryota; Viridiplantae; Streptophyta; Marchantiopsida; Marchantiales; Marchantiaceae
Source: the annotation of a GenBank genome assembly
GGGUGGAGUCCCAGUAGGGGGAAGAAGGGGAUCGAGUGCGCGAGAGCUGCAAAGCGAGUAUUAGUAGCCCCGGGGAAGAAAACAGGGAAAUGCCGGCAUUUCGAGGUGGAGGUGGAAGUUCUGCGAGGCUGUGAUUUUGUCCGCUCCGAGCUCCUGGCAGCAUCCUCCUCAUCAUCGAGAUCCCCAUCCGCUGCGCUCGCGUUCCAAUCCCGUCUCCGCAUCUUCCUUGAGUUUUUCCCCCGGUCCCCAAUUCCAGUCCGACGAAGCUUUUCUCCAUCCCCCUCGAAUUCUGUUCCGCUCUCUUUCCGUCAUGGCCCGUCAGUGCCUCACCAUUCUCUAAUCGUGGAGCUUGCAUGUUCCGUACGCUAAAGCGAGACAAUUCCGUGGAAGAGGAUCACUCCCCCCCUCGAAUUUGCAGGCUCGCCACCGCGCUCUAAUCGUCGGGCAGGAACGAGACGGAAGGCUGGAGAGAGGUAGGGAGACAGGAGGGGAUUGAAGUUCGCUCGGUGGAGAUCGAGGAGAGCAGCAGAGGCGGCGGAAGGGUGAGAGAGUUAUUCACUAGAGGCUGCGGUUCGGGGAAUAGAGUGGGGCAGGGGAAGUUGGGGAACCAGGACGAAUUGCCGACUGAUUGAGGGGAAUUGAGGUGAUCGCUGCCGAAGCCAUGGAUACUGCCAGGCGCCGCCUGCAGGUGAUCCAGUCGCAUGUGCUGGAGUCGCACUCCAAGGCGUCGGAGGACGACGAGGAGCAGCAGCAGCUCGCGUUGCAGCCCACGGCAGGAGAGGUUUUCAUCGCCGAUGGCUACAGCGUGGUGCUGCCGGAGAAGCUCCGCACGGGGGAGUGGAACGUGUACAGGAAUGCUAGGUAUCCCUUGCAAUUGGUAGAGACGUUCGAGGAUUAUCCAGACAUUCGCACUCUGCACGACAAUUUUGCCAAUUCCGCCAAAGUGUACGAGGAUUGCAAGUAUUUAGGGGCCAGGGUGAGGAGGGAGGAUGGCAGCGCAGGGGAGUACAAGUGGAUGACAUACGGAGAAGUCGGGGCCUCGAGGGCAGCCAUCGGGUCCGCCCUGCUCAAGCACGGCAUCCCUAAGAAGAGCAACAUAGGGUUGUACAUGAUCAACAGGCCCGAAUGGGUCAUCGCAGAGCAAGCCUGUUCUGCUUUCUCCUUCGUUUCUGUUCCCUUGUACGAUACCCUGGGGGCCGAUGCCGUGCAGUACAUCAUCAACCACGCGGAGAUCACCGCAGUGUUCUGCACUUUCGACAAGCUUCAAACGAUUCUGAGCUGCCUGUCCGAAUUGCCCACCAUCCGGCUCAUCGGGGUGGUGGUGGAUGACAUGAAACCGGCCCCGUUGCCCAGCAUCUCUGGAGUGGAGAUUGUCUCGUUCAAAGCCCUAGAAGCUGAAGGAGCUGCCAACCCACAUCCGUUCAUUCCCCCAUCUUCUGACGAUGUGGCCACAAUCUGCUACACCAGCGGCACCACGGGCACUCCCAAAGGAGUCGUGCUCACGCACCGAAAUCUGAUCUCGAGUUGCGCAGGGUACACGCUCGGGGAGGGAGUGAACAGCAGCGAUGUUCACGUCUCGUACCUGCCUCUGGCUCACAUCUAUGAGAGGAUGAAUGUCCUGACAUCGACCCAUUUCGGUUGCGGGGUCGGCUUCUUCCAAGGCGACGUUCUCAAGCUGCUGGAGGAUCUGGAGGCCUUGAAGCCGACCAUGUUCUCCAGCGUGCCUCGGCUGUACAAUCGUAUUUAUGACAAAAUCAAUUCAACGGUGAAAAGCUCCAGCGCACUUAAGCAGUGGAUUUUCAAUGCGGCUUUCAAUGCCAAAAAGGAGGCUAUGGCCCGGGGAAAGACGCCGUCUCCGAUUUGGGAUCGACUGGUUUUCAACAAGAUCCGAGCCACUCUGGGAGGCCGUACCCGUCUUCUGGCGUCUGGAGCAUCCCCCAUCUCUCCCGAGGUCUUGGACUUUCUGCGAAUCUGCUUCGGCUGCCAAGUUACUGAAGGGUAUGGCAUGACUGAGAGCUCCUGUGUCAUCACAAAUUGCGACAAGGACGACCUCACCUCCGGCCAUGUGGGAUCCCCUAAUCCGGCCUGUGAAGUAAAGCUAGUAGAUGUUCCUGAAAUGGAGUACACCUCGCGAGAUAAGCCCCACCCCCGAGGAGAAGUCUGCGUUCGCGGCCCCAUAGUUUUUCAAGGUUACUACAAGGAUGAGGUUCAAACUCGGGAGGUGCUGGACAGCGAGGGCUGGUUGCACACCGGGGACAUCGGUUUGUGGCUUCCUGGGGGCAGACUCAAAAUCAUCGAUCGCAAGAAGAACAUCUUCAAGCUGGCCCAGGGAGAAUACAUAGCUCCUGAGAAGAUAGAGAAUGUGUACCUGCGAAGUCAGUUCAUUGCACAACUAUUUAUUUACGGAGAUAGUUUCAAUUCCAACCUGGUGUCCGUCGCAGUGGUCGAUCCAGAAGUCUUACCAGCUUGGGCCAAGGCCAAGGGAAUCAAACAUCACGACGAUUUGGAAAAGCUCUGCAAGGAUCCGAUGGUCAAGGCAGCAGUCCUUGCGGAUAUGGAUGAAGUCGCUCGUGCUGCCCAACUUCGGGGUUUCGAGUUUGCCAAAGCAGUGACUCUGACUCAUGAACAAUUCACGAUAGAGAAUGGGCUCCUCACACCCAGUCUGAAGGUGAAGAGACCGACUGCUAAGGCUCGCUUUGCUCCAGCAAUAUCCGAGAUGUAUGCCGAACUGGCAGCCAAAGAAAGUCUUCACCGGCCCAAGUCAGCAUUGUAAAUACUGCUCAGUUCCUCCGGUUUGUUGCCACGCAUUGUAUUUCAGCUUAUUGAUAUGUCUUAGGGAACUCACCUCACCAGGCAUGUGGUAUCGUGAGUGGAUCUCACAACUGUACUUACUUGCUUUCAAGGUUCAUUAUAUACAAAUAAAACCAAGAAGCUGAAGUGGGGGAAACUCAUCGAUGUUGUGUUGAGUGGCAGCUAGAAGAAGGUGAAAGCUGCCCAGAUGGGACACUUGUAGACUGUAUAGAUUCUAAGGAUCAAUAUACCCAAUUCUUUCGUCGUCAGCCCUCUA